UAUAUAUAUAUAUAUAUAAUAUAUUAGAAGAGAUAAUUUGAAUCCCGAUAGAGAAUUAUACUUAAAAAAAAAAUAAAAGAAUGUAUCAUAUAUUUACGAACUAUGUUUGUCAUAUAAAAAUUUAGAAAUAUAUAUCUCUUUUUAUCUAAUUACAUUAUUUAUUCGGAUUCGGCUAUUUAGGCUAUGUUGUAUUAUGAAAACAACUGUGAUAUUAAACAAAAUUUGUUUAAUCACUAUAUUGAACCAAACUAUUUUUAUUUACAACGAUCGUUUUUUUCUUAUUCGCUUUUAUUCGAAUUAUUAUAUUUUAUCUAUCUUAUAUUCGAAUAUGGUUAAAGUAUUUUGGAAAAUUAAUUCAAAGUCACGUGACCAUUGUUAAGAUGAUAACCAAUCACGUUUCAAUCGCCAUGUUGUUCCCAUCAUUGACGUCAAGAUACUCAGCCUGUUUCAUCAUCCCAUUUUUCACAAUUUUCUUUAACAAACUAUCAUCCUUAAAAUGAUACUUAUUAGUGAUAUUAUGAAUGACUCAGUGGAACAAUAGCAUAUACUAGAAUAUAUAUAAAAAUGUCUUCUAUUAAUGUAAAUGAAAUUCAAAUUUACGAGGACGAAAUCAAAGAAUAUGACAUUUUAAAAAAAAUCAUUACCACUUAUGACCAAGAAGAUGCAUUUUAUAUAUUAGAUCUUGGUAUUAUAAUGAAAAAGCAUCAAGAUUGGAUUGAAAAAAUGCCAAGAAUUGUACCGUACUAUGCUGUAAAAUGUAAUUCUAAUCCAAUGGUGAUUAAGCUUCUGGCAGCUAUGAAUGGGAGUUUUGACUGCGCAUCGAAGCAAGAAAUUCAAGAAGUUAUGCAGCUGGGUAUAUCGCCAGAUAGAAUAAUCUUUGCUAAUCCCACAAAGUGUCCGUCUCAUAUAAUAUUUGCUAAAAGUUUCGGUGUCAAAAAAAUGACAGUAGAUGGUAGAUUAGAACUUCUUAAAAUUAAAAGAUUGUUUCCUGAAGCAAAAAUAAUUAUUCGCUUUCGAUGCGACAGCAAUUCUUUUGCUAAAUACGUCAAACUUGGAAUCAAAUUUGGAUGUGAACCGGUUGAUGAAGCAAAAGAAUUAAUACAACUUGCAAAGGAUCUAGAUUUAGUGUUAUAUGGAUUUAGUUUCCACGUUGGUAGCCCAUGUAAAGAAUUCGAUGCAUAUAUACGUGGAAUUGAAGUAUGUAAAGAAUUAAUUACUUUUGCAAAAUCGAUAAGAUGCGAAGAUAUCAAGUUAAUUGAUAUUGGAGGCGGUUUUCCUGGAGAAAGUGAAUAUCAAAUCGAUGAGCUUUCAUGUACAAUUAAUGAUGCGAUCAAAGAAAUAGAUCCUACUAUAGAAAUUAUAAGCGAACCAGGUAGAUACUACGUAACAGCUGCAUUUACUUUGGCUGGCUAUUUACAUUCUAAGAGAACUGUAUCUAAUGGAAAUAGUGUAAAACAGAUGUAUUAUGUUAACUGCGGAGUUUAUAGUGGGUUUAUAGAAGAAUUGUUGAAUUUGAAUUCACGUCACCCAAUCUCUCUGUUCAAACCUGUAUCUGAUAAAGAAUAUCUUUCUACGAUAUGGGGACCGACUUGUGAUUCUUGUGAUUGCAUCAUCAAAGAUGUACUAUUACCAGAAUUUUAUAUAGGAGAUUGGCUUGUUUGGAAAGACAUGGGUGCAUAUACAACUUCUAGAGUUUGUGAAUUUAAUGGGUUUCUGCCGCCGAUAGUUCAUUCAUUUAUCAGAAAAAGUCAAUGGAAAGAUUUUUGUGCCAUUACUAAAUGUGAUAUAAAUAAUUGAUUAUAUAGGACAGAAUUGAUGAUCUUAAUACCGAUAAAAAAUAUAUUUAAAAUAAAAUAAUUGAAUGUUCCUUGUAUUAGAAACACUUAUACGUCUACUAUAUUUGUUAGUUAAAAAUUUAAUUAAAAACGUAUUUUAUUUUAUUUGACUAUAUUAGACACUCGAAUUAAGCUAUUGUAUUAUAUUAUAUCGUUCAUUCCAAUGGACUAUAUUGUACUAUGAAGAUAAUUGUAAUUUUUUAAAAAACAUUUUUAAUUAUUUCAUACUUUUAUUUUUAUUUUUAAUAAAGACUUUUUUCUUAUGAACUAUUAUGUAUUCAAAUAGAUUAAAAAUAUCUUCAAAAAUCUAUUUGAUGAUGUAGCUUGUCCGCUCCUAAGACCAUAACGGAUCAUGUUUCAAUCGCCAUAUUGUUUUUAUCAUCGGCAUCAUUAUAAUCAGCUAUCCUGUUUCAGCAUCUGAUUUUUUAGUUUUUAUUAAUAAAUUAUUAUCUUUGCAAAUACGUUUAUGCAAAUAUAAUAUUAUUAUUCGAUUUUUAUUCGAGUUUUGAAUAAUGCGUACCUGAGUAAUAGAAAACGUUUUUUAUCACAAAUUAAUUAUAUGUGUUAAUUAUAAUUAUUAUCGUAUUGAAAUAUAAUCAGCAUAAUUUAAUAUUAUAAUAAUGAUUUUUCAAGAAAACAUAUUUAUUUUAUAAAAUACAACAUUUAUUAUUUCAAAC
Molecule: messenger RNA, 2512 nt
Organism: Vespula vulgaris
Lineage: Eukaryota; Metazoa; Arthropoda; Insecta; Hymenoptera; Vespidae
Product: ornithine decarboxylase-like
Exons: 8
Coding region: 565-1797 (410 amino acids)
Cellular component (GO): cytoplasm
Molecular function (GO): ornithine decarboxylase activity
Source: RefSeq, a predicted model, not a curated record